AUGAAGACGUAUUGUAUGUUAUCGUGGCUCUUGGUUUUAAUCUCAUGUCAGAGUACGAUAUCUUUUAAAAUAGACGACAGUGAUGAAGUCGGUAGUGAGAACACAUUUCUGUAUUUUGCUUACGGCAGCAACCUUCUAGCAAAAAGGAUACACAUCAAGAAUCCUUCCGCCAAAUUCUUUUCCAUUGCACAGUUACCGAAUUACAGGUUGGAUUUUGAAAAUAUCAACAAUAGCUAUUGGAAUGGGGCCGCGGCUACUAUCGUUGAGGAAUCAGACAGCGUCGUAUGGGGAGCUCUGUGGACCCUAGACGUAAAAGAUAUUCCUCACUUAGACGAGCAAGAAGGAGUAAAUGUAGGUCUGUAUCGGGUAAGAAAUGUAUCAGUUCAUACUCCCGAUGGAAACACCCUGACCGCACGAACCUAUCAGAUCACUGUGGAUCCACCGAAAGUACAAGUUAAAGACAUGCCUCUAGAACGACAACCAUCAAACACAUAUAUGGAGGUUAUAGUACGUGGCGCUUUUGAAUGUUUGUUGCCAAUGAAAUACAUUGGAUAUCUAGUUACAUUUCCUACGAAUGGAAAACUAGCACGAUCAGACGUAUUGCAACUGCUUGGAAGCCCGUUUACUGAAGAAGCUGAAGAAACAUGA
Molecule: messenger RNA, 648 nt
Organism: Danaus chrysippus (African queen)
Lineage: Eukaryota; Metazoa; Arthropoda; Insecta; Lepidoptera; Nymphalidae
Source: the annotation of a GenBank genome assembly